AUAAAGUGAAAUAACUCAGUCAUGAGUAUUUCAAAGUCGUCUAAAAUCAAGAAGCUUUUUGUGAAGUCAAAGAAGGAUAAGGAUAACAGGGAUGCUGAGAGAAGGGAGAGCCUGUUGUUGACUUCACCCACAGACGAGCGCGCGAGUUUCACAGGUUCCUCCAUGACUGUACCGUUGAACCACGAGCUCCGCAGCCCUAGAGAUGCCCCCUUAUACCCGAAUUCGCAGCCCACCAGCUCCAGCGAAAAGACGAAGAGGCGUUUCCCGUCCUGGCGGUCCAAAAAGAAGUCUAAGGAUAAAGAUCUGCAAUUUCUCAGCAGCACCGGAGAUCUGGAAUCUGGAUUCAACCACACGAGUUUUGAUCAAAUGAGCAUCCGGACAGAGGAUUAUUUGAUGACCGACACCUGCCCCACCCCUGUCCACUCUCCGACUAAUUCAGUGAUAAGCCUAGAUCGUGUCUCACUUCCAGAUCCAACAUCCCCAAUGCGGAAACACAGGAAGAGUUCUGAGGAGAAAAGUGAAAGUGUUUUUCACCGUAUUGGGAAUAUUUUCUCUUGGAAGAAAAAAAGCAGAACCACAUCAGAUGACAGUAAUGAAAUCGUGUCGCCAAAUGCAGACAGCCCAAUCAAAGCCCCAGUCUCAGAAGAACUGAGACGGACACCCAGUGGUGGUGUAUACAGAGAAAAUGGUGAUUCAGUGUUUGGGUGGGCACAUAGACGAAGUCCCAGCGUGUGUAGUGUAGCCUCCCUCGUUGCAGAUGGAGAUUUACCUUUUGCUGACAGUGGCAGUAGCGGACGAGGGAGUGUAAAAGAGGUGGAAGUUAUCAAGGUGAGUAGUGUCGAGACUUGCAGUGAUGGAAAGACCGAGCAUCUUGUAACAGAGGUCAGCAGGAAGCUCAAGGUAUACCUGGAGGAGACGAGAGAUGAGAUCACUGACACAUUACUAAAGAAAUGUGCAGACCUUCCCAUAAAUCACCCUGAAACACCAAAGUCCCCUGUUGUCUUAGGCGGGACGGAGAGUAAAAAGACAGUAUUGAAACCCACUAUCAGAGGCAGUGGGAAUUACACAGCACUUGUCGGAAUGAUUCUUGGUUCACAGUCGAGAAGCCCGUUGUCCUCUGACAGUCAGCGUAGAGAAGAGGCAGAGACUGAUAACAUGGGGAAGAAAAACAGUGACAAGCGAAAGUCACGUAAACUUGGUAAUAAUGAGUCUCUCAAUUCAACAGUAGCCACAUCCCCUGAGGAGAGCUCAUCACAAUGUUUUCCUUCACCUGGUCAAGUACACAGAGCAGUGUGGGCGGAAACUCACCUGACAGAGGAGGAGAGUGUGAGCUCCAUUACUGAUUCACUCUUUUCUGUAGAACUUGAUCCAGCCAGCCUAGCGGAGAGUUAUUUUGCCCUCGAUACAGCUGCCAUCAACACUCCUGGUCCUCCACAAGCGGCAGAGCCGGCCAACUGCACCACAAAGGCCUUUAAGAAAUCAGGGCACAGCACAAAAGCACCUGAGCCCGAAACUCAAGGGAGAUUUAUUUGUAAAGACCAGAAAGCUGAGAGCUACGAGGAGAAACGCAGAAGCUUGAAACUGUCACAGAGUGAGAAAAACUUUGCUAAAAAAGUGAUUGUUAGUCCGCAAUCAAGUGUGGAGGGGGAUGAACAAGCUGAAACAGAGACCCAUAGUGAGACAAACUUGGAAGUUUUGCAGAAUAUCCAGCAGGUUAAGGUGAAAAUAAUAUCAACCACCAAUAGUGUGAAUGUCAAGAAAUCCAACCAACAGGCACAUACAUCAGUAGAAGUCACUGAACGUGUGUUAAAGCAUCCUCUUGAUAAGGAUGUUGAGAGCUCCACUCAAAUUUCAACGAAAAAUACAGACGCUACAGACAUCAAGGAAGAACCAUAUUUCCUAGAAAUGACAAGUCAAAAAGGAUUAUUUAAUACUGCGAUGAGCAGUCCUCAGAAAUCAUCUGUGUCACCCAUGCGUAUAGACAGAGCAGGCAGUGGGUUAAAUGGUGGAUUUAAAACUAUGAGCCCUCCACCACAAGUUGCCUCUAAAACUAAAGCUGUGACGUCUCAAAUUAAAAGCCUGUCUGAGGCAUCAAAGAUAGAAGUUACUACAGUAGGGAGGAUUUCACAGAAACGCACAGAUCAAGAAGAGAUUAAAUCUCCAACUGCGAAGGAGCAGCCAGUUACAUUCAAUAAAACAACUGAAAUCAAGUCCAAAAUUCCUAAGAAAACCGCAUCAGUGGUCCUUUCCAAACCAAAAAAAGUGAUAGAGGGUGUUACAGUAUAUGAUUUUGCCUCAAAAGUUGAAGGUCAGAUGAACACCAAAUGUCAGAAUGAGGCAGGAUCAAUAAGUUCAGCACAGAAGAUAUCACCCACUAAAGUAGUGGAAGAGAAAGAUGUUUUGUACACUUCAGCAACACCAAAAACGUCUCAAUCCACUAAAGAACAGGUCACGCUUUCAAAACCUAAAAGAAGUCUAAAAAAAUCAGUCUCUAAUGAUAAAUAUGAUAAACCCCCAUCCUCUCCACCCUCAAUGGAGAAUUCUGGUUCAAAAUGUAACACAGAAUUCAGAGCAUAUAAAGAUAUACAAAGGUCAAAAACACAACCGUCAGUUGCAGAUGACAGAAGUCCAACAUUAAAGAGUAGUUUUCACUACUCAAAGAGUAAAAUGACUGAUGCAAAAGUCAAAUCAGGUGACACUGGUAGCAAAACAGCUGCACAGGACAACAAAGCAGAGACAAGCUCACUUUCAUCCUCAGUGCCAACCAGUAACCAUUCAGAGCAGAAAAUUGAAAAGCAGAAGCCUACAAAUGAAACCCAGCUUAGUGGGCUAAAGAGUCCCAAAAAAUUCAUGACUGAUGUGUCACCAGCAGGAAGGAAACUACCUCGAAUGACACCAACGGGUCUUCUGAAACCCUCAGAUGAAGAAGCUGCCCAUGGAGAAAGUGAGUCAUAUCAACCAUCCUCACUGCCAUUUGCCAAGCCAGAGAGAAGUGAGUCAUCCCUGGUUACCGGUCCUGUCAGUGAUGGCAAAUCUUCUAGAUUUGAACAAACCACUAGAAAUGUUUUGGUUAAGGCAUCACCAGAGUUUAAAGCAAAUUGUCUUUUCAAGGAGGUGGGUGAUUUUCCGUCUGCUGCAUCACAUCCCCAAAGUCCCACUAAACCCAAAUCCAAGAGAGAUUUUAAGAAGACAGAGCAAACUGCAGCUUCAGAUCCAAAUAUAGACACAGUCGAGAAGACUGCAAGUUUUCCCAUUACACCAACAGCCUCUCUUAAAUCUAACAGUGACACUGCCAAAGUGGAAAAUAUUGAUGAACAACUGAAAGCCACUUCCGAGAUAAAGAAUGGUGAAAAAUCUGGAGAUGCUGAGAAUAAAAUCAGACCAGACAAGCCACUUUUAAAAAACAGUGAUUUACAAUCCAUCCAACAACAGACAGAAUCAGAUUUACUGGUUUCAUUGGACUCACAUGUCCAUGUAACACCAGACAAAGAAUCGGAUGUUGUUAAAGAGAAAUCUCUUGUUAAAAAUGGCGAGGUUGGGUUGGAGAAAGACAAUUGUGCCGUUGCUAAGGCAGAUGAAAUUUCCACAGUUCCAGAGAUGGGUCAUUAUAAACCCUGCGAUCUGAGCACUCAAGGGAAUGAGCUGUCUUGCUUUUCUGAGGAAAGCCCAUACAUCCAACAACAGACUGAAUCAGAACUACUGGUCCAAGUUAAAGCAGAAGAGCAAUCGGAUGUUGUUAAAGAGAAGUCUCUUGUUAAAAAUGCCCAGGUUGGGUUGGAGGAACAGAAUCGUGCCCUGGCAAAGGCAGAUGAUAUAUUCACAAUACAAGAGACUGGUCAAUACACAUCCAGUGAUCUGAGCACUGAAGUUAUGGAGCAGUCUUGCUUUUCUCAGGAAAAAUACUUUGCCAUCAUUUCAGAGAAUUUAUCUGAGACAACACAGAAGAUUAAUUCCAAAGAACACUGUGUGGAAAACUCAGUGGCAACUGCACAGUUAGGUGACACAAGUAAAUCUCCAAACCCAGAGUUUGUCAAACUGAAUAAGAUUAAUAAGUUAAACAAAGUUGUUGAGAUGCCAUUAACGGUGAUAACAAGUCCAGAGGCUUCUUCUAAACCAGAAUCUGUUCAAAAUGGCAAUCAGACUUUAGAGCAGAAACGUCCAUCACUAAAAAUACUAGAUAAACAAACUUCCAAACUGGACAUAAAGAGUGAAGUCCAAAUUAAAAAUACAGAAUCCCAUGUGAAAAUCAAGGACCCUAUAAAGGCUAAAGAUAAAAUGCCAGCUAAUAACAUGCAAAAAGUGAAGCCUCCAGCUGACCAAAGUCUUCACCAGUUUACAUCUCAGAAUCUUCCUUUCGACUCCACAAUCCUCUCAAAAACUAACAAGGCACCAUCGAGUUGGUUAGAUGUUGACCAAAGUUUUGAGAAGAAGAAAACAGAGAGACGAAUGGAUUGUUCUGCAAGUGAUGAUAAUCUGCUUGACACUUCUGAUGAUUUUGAGGAUUUCAUUUGCAACAUCAAGAAGCACUGUUCACCUUUCUCUUUACCGCCCAGAAAACAUGUGCUGAACAAGAUGCCAUCCCCGCCUUUUGCCAUGCCUGCCAUUAAAGAAGAUAAUUUUGAGAAGAUAUUUGAUCCAGAACAGUUCCAGUUUGGUACAAGAAAAACUGCAGGACCAAAAGAGCCCUCUCCAGCCAUGAUUAUCAAGAAAAAAAAUGAAGAGACAAAAAACAACCCACCAUCCAAAUGGUCAGAGGACAGCCUACUUUAUAAAGCACUCUCUUCAAGACGGGAACAAGACAAAGGUGAAAAGGUUGCAAUCACUCAGGAGAAAAAUGAUUGUGAAAACCAGAACAUCACAGACGGAUCUGGAAAACUCUCCUCAAGGUUGGAAAGAAUGUCAAUUAUCUCAAACCUCAUGAACUCUCAAAAUGUAUCUAGAAAAGCCAGAACUGAACCCAGUUCUCUCAUUAAUGGCAUUCAGUCACCUACAACACCACCUCCAGAGCCAGUGCCAAUCUUAGGAGAGAAGAAAGGCAUGCCUCUAUCACAUGCUGUCACAACUCAAAAAGAAGGGCUUGGUAAUUUGCUAGAUCAAGGCAAUGUAACAGGCAGAAUUGUUGAUUCAAUAAAGAGUCCAUCCACACCUCCUCCCUUUCCGACAUUCUCAGAAGUCAAGCUGCCUGACUUUUUAGAGAAAUACAUGAAUGAAGGCAAAGGAUCAAAUGCAACGAGUCAGCAAAGGCCUGACACCAGUUCUCUUUCUCCACUGGACGUUAGCAGCACUUCUUGCACUUUUACUGCAAACAUGGGCCUGCAAGGCGUUUCAGGAUUAACAUCUCCAUCUAACACUAUUCAACCAUUGACACUGCCUACACCCACCAUCCUUUCAUCAACUUGUGCAGAGACACCCACUGUAAGAGGCUUCCACAGACGGCCUGGAAAGAUUGUGAUAUAUCAGCAAGCUCAGUUUGGCGGAGAGGCAUAUGAGGUGUUCAGAGAUUUAGAAGAUGCCACCUCGCUGAAUCUCUCUCCAGUCAUAUCCUUAAAGGUCGUCAGGGGCUGCUGGCAGCUGUAUGAAAAGCCAGGCUUCCAGGGCCGUUCUAUCGCUUUGGAGGAGGGGCCAGCAGAAGUUGUAAAUGAGUGGGCGGAGACAGAGCCCAGUGGGGAGGUAGGGCCAAAUGGCUUGCCACUCCCAACCACACCCAUGGUCAUUGGCUCCAUUAGACUUGCAUUGAGGGACUACAGUCUACCAAAAAUCGACUUGUUCACAGAUCUGAAUGGGAUGGGCCGAAUGGCUUCAUUCUGUGAUGACACCAUAGAGAUCAGUUUGUUUGGUAGUCCUCUGAGUACUGGGUCCAUUAUGGUCCAUUCUGGAGUAUGGCUGGUCUUUAGUGAUCCAGGUUUCCAGGGACUCUUGGCCGUAUUGGAGGAAGGAGUAUAUCCACGCCCUGAGAACUGGGGCUUCCCGACCCCCUUUGUCGGAUCACUGCGGCCUCUGAAACUGGGUGAAAUUAAGGUGGAAAAUCCCAAUGAAACUAAGGCUGUGCUGUAUGAAAAGCCGAUGUUCCAAGGGAAGUGCAUAGAAAUUGAAAGGGACAUUUACAGCUUUGAUGAAGAAGAGGAAGACAAGAGUGCAGAAAAGGAGAGCGAAUGUCCUGACAGUACACCUGUGCAGAAGAGCAAGAGGCUCAGUUCUGUGGGCUCAUUGAAAAUUCUGAGUGGCCUUUGGGUGGGCUAUUCAGCACCAGGAUUUGAUGGUCACCAGUAUCUUCUGGAGGAGGGAGAGUAUGCAGACUUCACUGACUGGGGUGGACUGGGAGACGGGCUCUUCUCUAUAUGUCCUAUAAUAGCAGAUUAUAUGACUCCUCAUGUAAGAAUGUUCAGCGAACUAGAAUUCAGCGAAAGAGGGAUGAAUGUGGACCUGCUGGAACCUGUCAUCAACAUGGAAAACACUGGCUUCAGCAUUAAAACGCAAUCUAUGGAAGUCCUCUCUGGCGUGUGGAUAGCUUUUGAGAAUGCGCGAUUCUCGGGUGAGCUGUUUGUUCUACGGAAAGGUCUCUAUGCCAGCCCAGCAGACUGGGGCGCAAAGAACUGGAAGAUCUUGUCUCUUCAGCCUGUGGUUUUGGAUCAGACCGAAGGGCUGUCCAGAUAUAAGUUGCAGUUGUUCUCUGAGCCAGGGUUCCAGGGAGAUAUCCUGGCCUUAGAAGAAAGUGUGGCAUUCCUGCCUGAGGGGUACCACCCCAUGUCUUUCAGAGUUCUAGCUGGGAGCUGGGUGGUGUUCGAUGGCCCACAGUUCACUGAUAACAUGUAUGUAUUGGAGGAAGGAGAGUACCCAAACCCUGAGGCUCUUGGCUUGCUCAACUCAAACUGCAGAAUCAGCUCUGUCCACACUGUAGGACAUGAGUUUUCUAUCCCCUCUAUCACACUCUUCUGUAAAUCCAGCUUCAGAGGGCGUAAAGUAGUUUUGAUGGACGGAGUGGUGAAUCUUUCUCUGGCUGGGAUUGAUGGGCGGGUCAACUCUCUGUUGGUGAAUGGAGGAAUAUGGGUGUUGUAUGAAUAUAGCAACUUCCGUGGUCGUCAGGUUCUGCUCCAUCCCAGCGAGAUUGGUGAUUGGCAGAAGUUCAGAGGCUGGGAGUGGAUUGGCUCUCUGCGUCCAUUACUGCAGAAACGUGUUUAUUUCCGGCUGCGUAGUGCAGAGACCGAAUGCAUGAUGUCUCUGUCUGGGUCCCUGGAGGAUAUAAAACUGCUCCGGGUCCAAGUGCUGGAGGAAUCUGACGGUCCAGAGCAGAUUUGGUUCUAUGAGAAUGGACUACUGCGCUGCAAGAUGGUAGAGGACUGUUGUGUGGAGACCUCUGGGAGUGUGGUAAUGGCAGGUGGCAGAUUAAACAUUUCGCUUGAACCAGGCAAAGACAAUCAGUUCUGGAGCAUCACAGGAGACGGGAUCAUACGCAACAACCUCAAGCCUGAACUUGUGCUGGAGGUCAAAGGUGGCCAACAGUAUGAUAAAAACCAGGUGAUUCUCAAUACCUUCAAUGAACAGAAAGCAAACCAGAGGUGGACUGUGGAAAUCCUUUAGUCCGAGUCACAACACAUUUCUGUCACUCCUUAAUGAUAAGCAGAAACUCUGAAGGAAG
Messenger RNA from Xyrauchen texanus (razorback sucker), 7636 nucleotides. RefSeq names its product beta/gamma crystallin domain-containing protein 1-like. NCBI's taxonomy places the organism in Eukaryota, Metazoa, Chordata, Actinopteri, Cypriniformes, Catostomidae. The record is from RefSeq and is a predicted model, not a curated record. The coding region runs from base 22 to 7578 and encodes 2518 amino acids. The transcript has 22 exons.